AUGUCAUCUAAAUAUCCUUCUGGGAAGAAAGGUAGCCGCAUAAGCUUAUGGUUUAAACGCGUUCUACCUGAUUCCCACCCACAAGCAAAAAAACGUAAUGAGCUUACCUCAUUUUCCGAAAAUGAAACUGAAUGCCCAGUUUGUUUGAUGCCUAUAGAAGAUCCACUGCGACUUAGUUCAUGCGGUCACUUCGCUUGUUCAGUUUGUUGGAGGAAUUUCAUCUCGUGUCAAAUAGAAAACUUUGCACUGGCUCAUCUCACAUGUGUAGCGUGCUCAGAACUAUUGCAGCCAUCAACUGUGAUUCAUCUCUUGUCUGCUGUUUCGACUCGUUAUGAGUCUUCACAAAGUCCCGUGAAAGAUAAUCAGUAUGACCGCAGUUUAUCUCGAUAUGAAGAAUUUUACUCCAACAAGCAAUGUCCUGUGAACCAGAAGCGAGAUGGUGCCCAAGAGGUUGUGGUUAUGGAUUGA
Molecule: messenger RNA, 468 nt
Organism: Schistosoma mattheei
Lineage: Eukaryota; Metazoa; Platyhelminthes; Trematoda; Strigeidida; Schistosomatidae
Source: the annotation of a GenBank genome assembly